AUGUACAAGUACGUUCUUCAGGAAAAAUCACCCUUUUGCAAGGUGCUGAGGGACGUACUCAACAUGUUUGGGGUUCCUGCCGAGAAUGUAAACUCUGGAGGUGAGUGUUUCGCUGUUGUAACGGGACCAAAGACACAUAGUGGACUUGUGCCACUUGUUUCCGCGUUGCGGAAGACGGCAGUGGAUGCUAAAUUAAAGGAAUUUGUUGGUGCAGCCCCGGAUGUGGCUCCAUUGGUGAAUCAGUGGUUGCUCUGGGCGUCGCUGCUCGUCUCGAAUGAACCUACACAAACUUUCAAGGACUCCGGCUGCACGAGUUUCAUGGGACACUUGUUGCUGCAAGUGGAGAAAUGCAUUGACCUCAGUGAUGGGAAAAAGGGUUUCUUAACUGGAGGAACAUUUCCCACAAUCGCGGACCUGCUCUUAUACGUGGCCGUACACAAUCAUCCCUUGUGGACACCUGAGGCAUACCCGUGCGUGAAAGCUUGGGCACUCCACACUCGAAGCAACGAGAGAGUUGCUCCGCUCAUUCCAAAUUUGGAGGGUGAUGCAUUUUCUCAAUUUAAUCCAGUUGCAACCGGUGGUAAAGCUGGUGCCACUGGCGGAGGAAAGGCUAAGGGUGACAAACCUGUAUUCGCCAAACCCUCUGAUGAGGAAAUACUGCGCCGAAAGCAGGAGAAGGAGAAGGCGAAGUUGGCCAAAGCUGCAAAUGCCGCUGCCUCCGCUGCUUCUGCUACUACUGCAAAAGAUGGUAUAUCUUCGCCAGAGAAAAAGAAGGAAGUAGUGCCAUUGAAUCCCAAUCAGUUGGAUUUGCGUGUGGGCCGCUUUCUCAACGUUAGAAGGCACCCCAAUUCCGAUCGGCUUUUCGUUGAGGACAUGGACAUUGGUACAGAAACACGCACUGUGGUUAGUGGUCUCGUAGACUACUACAAGGCUGAAGAGGUGGAGGGAACGCUGUGCAUUACUGUAUGCAACCUGAAACCCAGAUCCCUUAGGGACAUCAAUUCACACGGUAUGAUCCUUUGUGCUUCCAAUGAAACUAGCCUGCGGAUCGUACAGCCACCUGAGGGUGCAAAACCUGGGGACCGUAUUCUUUUUGGCGAGGCUUACAACAAAGAAGCGCUACUUGAAACAAAGCAACUUUCAGGCAAUGCUGCAACGGGUCUUCUCGGUCCUCUUCGCGUGGAUGAUCAGAGCAUCGUGCGUUGGGGUGAUAUUCCCGCGCAGCACCCCCUCGGUGUCCUAACUGUUCCGGGAAUAACAAAUGCUAUUGUAAAGUGA
Molecule: messenger RNA, 1278 nt
Organism: Trypanosoma brucei brucei TREU927
Lineage: Eukaryota; Euglenozoa; Kinetoplastea; Trypanosomatida; Trypanosomatidae
Product: tyrosyl-tRNA synthetase, putative
Exons: 1
Coding region: 1-1278 (425 amino acids)
Molecular function (GO): tRNA binding
Source: RefSeq, a predicted model, not a curated record